GUCGUCUGAUGCUCGAGCUGCUCGUUCGAGGUCGAUGCUCAUCGAGCAUUGCUGCUGAGGAUUCUGUCUGUGACGUAAAGAUUUGGAGUUGGGAAUUGGUUUGGAAUUGGUUUGGAAGUGGGGCGAGGUUCGUGAUAUGCAUCGCGCAGAAACGGAGGCGGCGACGACGGCGGCGGCGGUGGUGGUGGUGGUGGUGGUGGCAGGAGGUACGAGCUGAAGAAUUGAAGGCUUCGGUGAGAAGGAAUUCGAGGGGAGGUUGUGGAACGGCAUCGUCAGUAGGGAGGAGAUGAGGAUCGCACCAGUGCCGCGGCUGGUGGCGAGUCGAGUGGCGUGCAUGCGAAGUGGCCAAGUUGUGAUUCGCGAUGUGAACAUGACUCUGCACGAAGGUGGGGCUAUGCUCCUCACUGGUCCGAAUGGCUCCGGAAAAUCGACGUUUCUACGCCUGCUUGCAGGAUUCCUAAAGCCCAGUGCGGGUCAGCUACUUUGGGAUGGACAUGAUCUUUCUGGUCCUGGCUUAUACGAUGAGUACAGGACACAAGUGCACCUUGUGGGCGCUAAGGAUGGGAUCAAGGCCCAGAUGAGUGUGUACGAGAAUGUGCAAUUUUGGGAACUACUAGAGGGCCUUGACGGAGGUACCAUGCCUGCACUUGAAUAUAUGGGAAUCGCUCAUUAUGCGGAAAGGGAGGGUGCCGUCCUUUCCUUAGGUCAGAGGAAACGGUUACAGUUGGCUAGACUGUUAGCAAUACCGAGACCACUUUGGCUGCUGGAUGAACCAUCUGUCGGUCUUGAUUCCCAGGGGGUGAAGCUUCUUGAGCAGAUGAUAUAUAAUCAUCGCCAACAGGGGGGUAUGGCUCUAGUGGCAACCCAUGUACCCAUCGGGCUUCGAGAUCACCAGGAUUUGAAGUUUCCAGCAAGAAACUUUGAGACGGUGCAGCCUUUUGGAGGUCUGUGACUUUCAGCGCCCACUCGAAGUUCAAUCGAGAUGAAAUUAAAUGUUGGUAAGUAGUAAGAGUUCCGUCUGCGGGCGCUACGAUCUCUGCAAAAAUCAUUACAGUUCGUAUUAUCAAAUAAUGGAAAAAUGUGAGUUUCAAGCGUCGCCGUCGUCUCUUAUAUAAAGCCACCAGCUUUACUGUCACAUUUUGCCGGCUGUGUAGGAUAAUUAUGAAUCAUUUAGCCGGUCCGAGAAGAACCUCGCGAGUUAUCAGAGAUGUGGGAAAAGCCAAGUGCAAUUCAAAUUCAUUUCUUCAGCUCAAGAUAUGAGUUAAUCAGUGUGCUGUGUCAUGGAUCACAUUUUCUUCUAGCCUACAACUCAACUGUAGAGGGUCGAAUUUGUCUGCAGAAAUGCUUGCUUGUUUGAAGCUAGUGCACAAAUAACCUGUAUGUGCGAGUAUUCUUCGACUGAAGAGUCUUCCUUGUACUUCCUCAUUGUGGUGUCGUCACUGAACUAUCAUUUUGUGUAAGACGAAGUGAUUCAUGAUUAAUCUCACAGUAAUACCUCUCGUG
Marchantia polymorpha subsp. ruderalis is the source of this 1503-nucleotide messenger RNA. NCBI's taxonomy places the organism in Eukaryota, Viridiplantae, Streptophyta, Marchantiopsida, Marchantiales, Marchantiaceae. The record is from the annotation of a GenBank genome assembly.